Molecule: messenger RNA, 372 nt
Organism: Ilex paraguariensis (yerba mate)
Lineage: Eukaryota; Viridiplantae; Streptophyta; Magnoliopsida; Aquifoliales; Aquifoliaceae
Source: the annotation of a GenBank genome assembly
AUGGACGUGGGUGAGCCUCCCUUGGUGCUGGGCCCACAGUCAGUUUGGGCGAGCUCCCCUUGGCGUAAGGCGAGGCACCCUUGCAACUGGGCGGGCCUCCCUUGUUGCUUGGCCCCUUGGGGUGAGUAUGCUAUAUGCUAUGGUUGGAGCACACCGAGGCCAGUUGGGCAAGGACCAGUGAGCGCUAAGGUGGUCUCAUCAGUCAAUGGUCGUGGUCAAGCCAAUGCGCAGUCGAUACCGAGCGAGUCAGGCUUGGCGACAGAGGCUGGGUACGGAGCUAGCGAGCCUAGUUCUAGAGUCAGGAGGGAGAGAAUGCUGGGCACUUUUGGUGGUGAUGACCUGGCUCCUUCAAGUGGAAUUUCUCAAAGUUAG